AUCAAGAUGAAUGGAUGAAGACAUUCCCACCAAUGUUAUUAUUAUGUCCUCUUUUACAAAACAAACACAUAAACCUCAACUUUGCUCAAAACCUUAUCUAUCUAUCUAUUCCAUGUUGUAACUUACACUUCCACUGUCUGUCUCUUUCUUCUAAUUGUCACUUGAGAUUUGUUCUCUGAUUUCAAUGGCAUCAUCCAUCAUCUCUUGUCACUACUGUUCCAACUUUGCCACUACCCCCAUUUUGUUUCACUCCAAUAAUCACUCUAAACGUCUUAAAAAUCCAUUUUCUCAUACCAAUGUUGGACUUCGAAGUUUCACUACUCGUUGCUCUUACCAACCACCACCAACCCAUCAUUCUCAAUUUGAUCACAAACAUAAAGAAAAGUCAUUUUGUUUCAAGCAAUGUGCGAUAUCUAUAGCACUUGCAGUUGGGUUAAUAACGGGAGUUCCUACAUUGGGGCAGCCGAACAAUGCACAUGCAGCUAACUCUGUGUUAUCUGAUCUAUCUGUAUUGAUAUCUGGACCGCCAAUUAAAGACCCUGGGGCAUUGUUGAGAUAUGCUCUUCCUAUUGACAAUAAGGCGAUUAGAGAAGUUCAAAAACCACUUGAAGAUAUUACAGAGUCUCUCAAAAUUUCUGGAACCAAGGCACUCGACUCUGUCGAAAGAAAUUUGAGACAGGCAUCUCGAGCUCUCAAGCAAGGGAGGACUUUAAUUGAAUCUGGUUUAGCUGAAUCAAAGAAAGAACAUGGAGUCGAAUUGCUUAAUAAGCUGGAAGCUGGUAUUGAUGAGUUUGAACUGAUACUACAAGAUAGGAAUCGAGUCGCUGUUGGACCAAAACAGAAAGAACUUCUUCAAUAUGUUGGAGGUAUUGAAGAAGACAUGGUUGAUGGAUUUCCAUAUGAAGUGCCUGAGGAAUACCGAAACUUGCCUUUAUUGAAGGGGAGAGCAGCUGUAGAUAUGAAGGUCAAGAUUAAAGACAAUCCAAACUUGGAGGAAUGUGUUUUCCACAUAGUUCUUGAUGGUUAUAAUGCCCCUGUAACUGCUGGAAAUUUCGUUGACUUGGUAGAAAGACACUUUUAUGAUGGCAUGGAGAUUCAGAGAGCGGAUGGAUUUGUUGUCCAAACUGGUGACCCUGAAGGUCCUGCUGAAGGUUUUAUUGAUCCAAGUACAGAGAAAACAAGGACUAUACCAUUAGAACUUAUGGUAGAAGGAGAAAAGGCACCUGUUUAUGGUGAAACUCUAGAGGAGCUUGGUCUAUACAAGGCUCAAACAAAGCUUCCGUUUAAUGCGUUUGGAACAAUGGCAAUGGCAAGAGAUGAAUUUGAGGACAACUCCGGUUCUAGCCAAGUAUUUUGGCUAUUGAAAGAAAGUGAGCUAACUCCGAGCAAUGCCAAUAUAUUGGAUGGUAGAUAUGCAGUUUUUGGCUAUGUAACUCAAAAUGAAGAUUUCUUAGCAGACCUUAAGGUUGGUGAUGUCAUAGAAUCUAUUCAAGUUGUUUCCGGUUUAGAUAAUUUGGUGAAUCCAAGUUACAAGAUUGCCGGUUAACGAUCUCUAUGUUCUCAUGCUAUUAAAUACCGUGCACGAGUGUCCAUCGACACUUGCUUCAACUUUCAAGGCUAUUGGAGAAACCACGAUUGUUAUCAGAAUCUAGCAUUGAGUUAAACAGCUUGAGAUAUAUUCUGUUUUUAUAAAACUGAAUUGAAAACGGCUUGUAGCUUUUAUUCAAUCAAUUCGUCAUUGAAAUUAUGAGUUAUGACUGUUGUAUGAGGAAAUUGUAUGUAGGUCAUGCAUGUACUGGACCUAUUCAUAUGAGAAGAUAGAAUAUAUAUGUUGUUUGUUUAUUGUCUA
Molecule: messenger RNA, 1849 nt
Organism: Trifolium pratense (red clover)
Lineage: Eukaryota; Viridiplantae; Streptophyta; Magnoliopsida; Fabales; Fabaceae
Product: peptidyl-prolyl cis-trans isomerase CYP38, chloroplastic
Exons: 7
Coding region: 185-1546 (453 amino acids)
Biological process (GO): protein peptidyl-prolyl isomerization
Molecular function (GO): peptidyl-prolyl cis-trans isomerase activity
Source: RefSeq, a predicted model, not a curated record